Drosophila albomicans is the source of this 943-nucleotide messenger RNA. RefSeq lists its product as uncharacterized. The transcript has 4 exons. The record is from RefSeq and is a predicted model, not a curated record. The coding region runs from base 126 to 911 and encodes 261 amino acids. NCBI's taxonomy places the organism in Eukaryota, Metazoa, Arthropoda, Insecta, Diptera, Drosophilidae.
AGACAUUUGUGCUUGACCAUGCCUAGCGUACGGUUCGGUUGAAGUUGUUUUUAAAUUAGUAAAUUUCUCUGUACAUUCUGUGUUAUUCCCUAAAAUAGUCAAACAACAAAAAAUUAACAGUCGAAAUGAAAUUUCUACUAGUUUUCGUCGUAGUCGCAUCAGUACUUUAUAACGGUGUUGGAUGUAGGGCAGUGAGAGUAGAUGAAGAAACUAAGUUUCUAGUACUCGAAGAUGACAAUAUGGACCGCACAGUUCUGGAUUGUAACUAUGAUUUAAAUGAUACGGAUGUAUUCCUCACUGUGAAAUGGUUUCGAAAUGAUCGUACAAUUUAUCAGUGGAUUCGUGGAUCGCAACCAGCUCCGAUUCCUGAAUUUAAAAAUGACGUGGAUAGCACUUAUGAAAGCUCAAAGGAUCCAAACAAACAGUAUAGUUCACUGGCCCUUAUCAAUCCUACUAUAAGCUCAACGGGAGAUUACAAAUGUGUUGUGCAAACUAGAUCGGAAACAAUUACAAUUCACAAGAGUUUGCAAGUGAUUGAUGUGAGAAAUCGGACAUUAAACCUGUCUCGUUAUAAAAUUCAAAACGAGACCCAAUUGGAAUGUACCGUGUUGAACGUAUUCCCCAAACCAACUUUAACUAUAAUAUCUGACGAUGACGAUAUUAUCAAGGUUGUGAACCAUGGUCCUUAUGAACAAGGCGAUGGAUAUUACAAUGCAACCACACUGGCAGUAGUUCAGGACAACGAUGACGAUGCGGAUGCCUACAAAUGCGUGGUAAAUUUUGAAGGAUACUCACAGAAUUUCACUACGGUUAUCACGUCGGGAUCUGGACCUAGAUACGUUGAUUAUCGAAUAGUACUUCUAAAUACAUUUGUGUUAAGUUUGCUUGCAAAUCUGAAUAUUUUUAAUUAAAUAAAAUUUGUUGAUUUUUAUUGUUGCAAAAA